This is a messenger RNA of Syzygium oleosum, 1935 nucleotides long. Its product is annotated as probable acyl-[acyl-carrier-protein]--UDP-N-acetylglucosamine O-acyltransferase, mitochondrial. Gene Ontology annotation, molecular function: acyl-[acyl-carrier-protein]-UDP-N-acetylglucosamine O-acyltransferase activity. Gene Ontology annotation, biological process: lipid biosynthetic process. Bases 462 to 1469 code for a protein of 335 amino acids. The transcript is spliced from 12 exons. NCBI's taxonomy places the organism in Eukaryota, Viridiplantae, Streptophyta, Magnoliopsida, Myrtales, Myrtaceae. The record is from RefSeq and is a predicted model, not a curated record.
GAUAAAUCCUUUCAAUAACUUGUGCCCAGAAUCGAUGAACGACAAAAGUCGACAAAGUACAUGUUGUCCGACAACAUGAGAUGAGGGCACGAUGAUCAGGCGUAAUCUUGGCAAUCGAGGGGUUGUAGCAUCAUCCACUGGGUCAUCUCGAAAGACAAAAAGAUGAGAUUUUUUCUUCUUUUGUCGGUCCAAGAACCACUCGUAGAAUGCCUCUGUUACCGAUCCGGCCACCGUCACCAGCUGCGACUGGCCCCGUCCACGGAAGAGCGAUGGGGUUCAGGGAAGUUACCCGAGCCCAUUUGCGCAUCCGCUACGACGGGCCAUUAGGUCCAUAGGUCUACUUUCACCCCGUAACGAGCGCAACCCACUCAAACAUCGUAUGUCCGAGCAUUAGUCCGAAACAGAGUUUGAAAUUUCAACGCAAGAAUCUCUCUCUGUAGCAGACACUGAGCUCCAGAGCCAUGAGUCCGCUCCUCAGGGUGCGCAAGACUGUUUCGUCCCUCCAUCGCUUCUCCAGAACUCUCUCGAGUGUUUCGGUUUCAGAGCACAAAAUGGCAGAACCUACACUCGAGACAGAUCCAUGCUCCAUUCACCCAGCUGCGGUCGUCCACCCAAACGCCGUUAUUGGUCAGGGUGCUUCGAUCGGUCCUUUUUGCACCGUGGGGGCUUCAGCUAAGCUCGGCAAUCAUUGUCGGUUAUACCCAGGAAGCCAUGUUUCCGGCAACACCGUCUUGGGCGAGCAUUGUGUGCUCCUGACUGGUGCUGUGGUUGGCGAUGAUAUUCCGGGGCAAACAGUGAUUGGGUGCAAUAACACAAUUGGUUAUCAUGCUGUGGUUGGUGUGAAAUGCCAAGAUUUGAAGUACAAGACAGGGGAUGAAUGUUUCCUUCACAUCGGGGACAACAAUGAGAUCAGAGAAUAUGCCUCCAUCCACCGAUCUUCAAAAUCAAGUGAUAGAACUGUAAUUGGCAAUAACAAUCUCGUCAUGGGGUCUUGUCACAUUGCACAUGACUGUAAAAUUGGGAACAAUAACAUCUUUGCAAAUAACACUCUUCUGGCAGGCCAUGUAGUUGUAGAAGAUCAUGUUCAUACUGCAGGCGCCAUAGUAAUUCAUCAGUUCUGCCAUGUUGGCUCGUUUGCUUUCAUUGGUGGUGGUUCUGCGAUUUCACAAGAUGUACCCAAAUACAUGAUGGUGACUGGAGAAAGAGCUGAACUUCGAGGUUUAAAUCUCGAGGGUCUUCGGCGACAUGGAUUCACGACCAAAGAGAUGAGGAGCCUAAGGACAGCUUACCAGAGGAUAUUCAUGCCAUCAGAUGCCAGUUCUGGGGGUUUCGAGGAACGUCUUGCUGAAGUGGAACAACAUGAAGUAUUGGCACAAGUUUCUUCUGUACGGUCUAUGGUGCAGUCCAUUCGUGAUUGUUUUUCUGAAAAUCGCCGGGGAAUAUGCAAGUUCAGGCACUGGAAUGGCUGAUUAGCUUUGCUACAGUAAUUUUUGGCUUCAUAGAGAUUAUUCAUGAAGCAUUGUUGUGUACCAGUUGCCAUGAGGGGCAAGAGAACCCUCGAUCUUGGCUUGAACUGAAGCCACAGCAUUGGGUGAAUCAUGUAAUAGGACUCGAGAGUAAUCUGCGAAGGAGGAGAUGAAGUUCCUGCCAAAGAGGAAUUAGCUGGAAUUAUCAUGGGCAAAUGCACUUGAACUCGUACGACAACUUCAUUUUCGCACUCGUCUCUUAAAAAUUGUCGCCUAUUAUUUUACAUUUUACUCUCUCCUCUCUAUACUCUCUGUUCUUUCUAAAUUUAUGGCGUGACCUGUGAUUUCCAGGAAUGAUGCUAGAAACUGUCCUGUACUCGACAUGCUAAGAUAACGAUAUCUAUUGUGAUGAUACGAUACCAGUUAAUUCUGAUAUAUUUUACUGCAGCAUCCAGAUGUUUUGCUAUUA